This is a messenger RNA of Meleagris gallopavo (turkey), 1122 nucleotides long. NCBI's taxonomy places the organism in Eukaryota, Metazoa, Chordata, Aves, Galliformes, Phasianidae. The record is from RefSeq and is a predicted model, not a curated record.
CCUUGCAGGUUAUAUUACUCCCUGGAUUAGGAUUAGAAGAAGGGGAAAGAAAAAAAAGAUUAGCUCACUCUUUUUGCAUUACUCAGUUUCAUUCUCUCUGGGUGCUCAAGAAUGGAUUUACCUUCAAGUGUCACUGUCACCUGGAACAUUCGGCACCAUAUGUGAGAAGAGAGCUAGAAGUAAACGGAGAACGACUUCCACGUAUUAUUUUACAGAAAACUAUCCUAAAUCAAUUUCAAAUGCAUCCUGAAGAUGAAAAGCAGAAGCGUACUGUCGAUGGAAAUACAUAUGAGAUCGCUACCUCCAUCCAGGAUCAAGAUCCAGAAGACAAAAAGAAGGAAAAGAAGAAGAAAGGGGAAAAGCCUAAAAUGGUCAGCCCGUUAGCACUGUUUCGAUACUCCAGCUGCACAGACAAAUUAUUAAUGAUAUUUGGCUCUCUCUUGGCAAUAGCCCAUGGAAGCAGUCUCCCUAUAGCAAUGAUAAUUUUUGGUGACAUGACUGAUAGUUUUGUUACUUCUGGUGACACAAAUUUUACAGGAAACCUUUCUGCACUGAAUUCCUCUUUAGAGAUGCUUGACAAGUUGGAAGAAGAUAUGACAAGAUAUGCAUACUACUAUUCUGCAAUAGCAGCUGCUGUUCUUGUUGCUGCUUAUGUCCAGACCUCAUUCUGGACACUGGCAGCAGGCCGACAAGUUAAAAAAAUUAGAAAAAAUUUUUUUCACGCAAUUAUGAGACAGGAAAUUGGAUGGUUUGAUGUAAAUGAUGCAGGAGAACUUAACACUCGUCUCAUAGAUGAUGUCAGCAAGAUUAAUGAAGGAAUAGGUGAUAAAAUUGGAUUGCUUAUUCAGUCAGAAACGACUUUUAUAGCAGGAUUUAUUGUUGGUCUUGUAAGAGGAUGGAAAUUAACCCUUGUAAUACUUGCAGUCAGUCCUGUCCUAGGACUUUCAGCAGCCAUCUGGGCAAAGAUUCUCACUGCGUUCACCGACAAAGAGCAAGCUGCAUAUGCAAAAGCCGGAGCUGUUGCAGAGGAAGUUCUGGGUGCAGUCCGUACGGUAAUAGCUUUUGGAGGGCAAGAAAAAGAAAUUAAAAGGUAAGAGCAAUGCUUACUUUCAUCAGCUAUUG